AUGAAGAUACCACAAGAACUGACAAUCGCCAUCGUUUUGGCACCCAACCUACGCGUAUCAACGGACAUGAACGGAAACAGGAUACUAUCAAAGUUGGAAGGAAGGUUCAUUCAGUUGCUGAUGGAUACCUUAAAAAUGCCAUUUAAGUUGAUAGUUGCCUCUGAUAAUGAGUGGGGACGAGAACUUAGCAACGGAACUUGGACCGGUAUGCUUGGACUGGUCCACAGAGGAGAAGCAGACAUGGCAAUCAAUGCUAUAUCUAGCACUGAAGACAGAUUACAAGUUGUAGACUUCUCAAUCCCAUACACUGAGGAAGAUGUCAAGUUCUUUGCGCCAUCCCCGAAACGGGUGCCUACAAUGUAUGCAUACCUCUAUCCGUUCAGUUUCAAUGUGUGGUUAUUAUCUCUUUGCGUGCUGUUCUUACUGCCUCUAAUAUACGCGCUUACUUCAAAAGACAAGAGAGUAUUUUUCAAGUUCUUCUUAGACUUCUUUGGAUCCCUGUUACGAGCUCCCAUUGCUGACAAAGACAAAUCUUUAAAGCGCCGAUUCUUUUUGUUAUUGAGUUUAAUAUUCUCAUUUAUCCUAUCAUCGUGUUACUGUGCCGUUUUGUUGUCAUUUUUAAGCAUUCCUCUGUACGAAUCCGUACCUCGUAAUUUCAACGAUCUCUCUAAAUCUGUAAUAAAAGGACAAUAUGAAUGUCAAGUGUUUGCUGGAACGUUCCUUUUGCAACUUAUGUUGAAUUCAACAGACCGCAAUCUAAGGAAAAUGGGAAGGAUAAUUCGGAAAAAUUCUUGGACUUUUCAAGCAGACGAUGCGGAAGACGGAACGUUUAAUAAAAAAAGAAUUACAAUUAUCACUGCGGCUGGUGUACCUUAUAUGUACGAUGAUUAUAACAGUUUGGUUGUGUCAGAAGAUUCUUUAAUCACCACAAGUAUAUGUGUAGCUUUAAGGAAAAAUUUCUGCCAUAAAGACAAAGUGAAUGAGGCUAUUACGCGAAUAAGAAACGCUGGUUUGUAUGAUAAAAUAAUUACUGAGGAAGUCAGAUUCAUUACAUUCGGUAAUAAAAAUAACGAUGCAAUAUUGGAAGCUGUACAUCCAAUAAGAUUACGAGAUAUUUAUGGACCCAUUAUAAUACUUGUUUUUGGAUAUAUUGUAUCUAUUUUAGCUUUAAUUGGUGAGAUUAUUCUAGCAAAUUUAACAUCAAGAUGA
This is a messenger RNA of Parasteatoda tepidariorum (common house spider), 1209 nucleotides long. Its product is annotated as glutamate receptor ionotropic, delta-1-like. Gene Ontology annotation, cellular component: membrane. NCBI's taxonomy places the organism in Eukaryota, Metazoa, Arthropoda, Arachnida, Araneae, Theridiidae. The record is from RefSeq and is a predicted model, not a curated record. Gene Ontology annotation, molecular function: ligand-gated monoatomic ion channel activity.